Messenger RNA from Laccaria bicolor S238N-H82, 798 nucleotides. RefSeq lists its product as uncharacterized. The transcript is spliced from 3 exons. Bases 1 to 798 code for a protein of 265 amino acids. NCBI's taxonomy places the organism in Eukaryota, Fungi, Basidiomycota, Agaricomycetes, Agaricales, Hydnangiaceae. The record is from RefSeq and is a predicted model, not a curated record.
AUGCCACCCAUCCACCUUGACCCACCAAACCGACCCACGCAUGCAAAGCGCCAGGGCCACGCCAAUCGGAGGCGAAAAAGAGAAAGAGAGAAGGAGGCUGUAAAGUUAGAAAGCCGGGAACGAAUUUGCCCAUACAAGCCUCGCCCAGCUACGGUGAAGAAGCACGUCAAGUCCUCCAAACCACGCCUCACGAAGUACAACAACGACACGAUUCCAAUCGCGUCUUCGAGCUACCUAGCUCUUCCUGGGCCCAAUUCGUCAUCCAAGUUUCCCCUUGAGCAGCUGGUUGGGCCUCAGUUGCGGUUUAAGAUGCAGAAGGUCGUUUGGGAUGGCACAAUCUCCAUGCCCAUCGUUGAUGAAGGUGGUCGAUACAUCGGGCUUUGUGCCAGCUCUGAUGCCUCUGACUGGCCAGACGUGCAUCAGUCUGCAGCCGCUGCUCUGGAGGAAGCUCGAGGACGGAUGUCCUGGGGAAAAAAGGAUAGGCGGCAUCGGCGUGGGGCUUUCUUUGCAUGUAACGUUGGUAUCUCACAUGGGGGUGGAAAGACUAAGCCCAUGGUUUUGCAUCACAAUGCCCCCGAUGACGCCAUUCUCUCUGGGCUUCUGAAACACCCCUCGUUCAUUCAAAUGGCUGGACAUGCGUCAGGAAUUUUUGCCACAUGGGCACCUAGGCUCCACUCCUACUAUGCCGACCACCUACAGAAACUCCUGGACAAUGAUGAGACCCUCACCCGUAUUGUAAACACGAUGCAGCUGUAUAUACCAUUUAGCACGUACAUAUUGCAAUGGCCUUUUCCUUGA